GGCCAGGGGCGAGGCCGGCCCCGCCCCAGCGCGGCCGCCUUCCGGGGUGUCUUGGCCCGCCCGGCACUCGUAGCCCGUCGCUUUCCCAGGUGACGCACAUUCUCACCGCCGUCGCUCGGUGACACGGGUUCGAGUCCCCGUUCAGCCGGCAUGGCGGACGCGGAGCCGGGGCCGGAGGGUGGCAGCGGGGAUGGCGGCGGCGGCCGGGCUCCUCCGGGCCAGGGCGGCUGCGCGGCGCGCGUGGCCCCGCUGGACCCCGAGCAGCUGCGGCGGGUCCUGGAGCAGGUGACGAAGGCGCAGCCGCCCGCCGAGCCGCUGCCGCCGCCCUUCCUGCUGCAGGACGCGGCGCGGCGGCUGCGGGACGCGGCCCAGCAGGCCGCCCUGCAGCGGGCUCCCGGCGCCGAGCCCCCGCGCCCGCCGCGCCUGCUGCCGCCCCAGCAACUAGAAGCCAUUUGUAUCAAGGUGACAUCUGGAGACACGAAAGGUCAGGAAAGGCCAAUGCCACCACUGGCCACCAUCCAGCCCCAAACAUCAAGACAGAGCCAGUCUCCAGGGAGGAACUCCAGCCUGGUGGAGCUGUGUCUGGCUGGCCCUCAGCUGCUCAGGGGACAGCCCCUCAGAAGGCCCGGGCCACAGCUAUGCUUCCUCAGAAGCUCACCUCGCCCGCCUGCUCCUAGGGUGUUUGUACAGAGGCCCCUGCCUGCUCUUCAGCCAGUCCCUCCAAAGAGAAUCAAGGCCUCCCAGGCUCCAGGUGACCAGGGCGACCAGUUGACCAUUUUGACAGCCUCUCACCUGCCCCCCAGGACAUCUGUUUCUUCCAGUUCACGUUUACUUAUUUCCAGCUUGCACACGAAACGUGCUGAGAAACUAAAAAAAUCUUUCAAGGUACAAACCCGUUCUGGACGGAUAUCUCGACCUCCUAAGUACAAAGCUAGAGACUACAAAUUUAUCAAAACAGAGGAUUUGGCUGACGGUCACCUGUCGGAUUCCGAUGACUAUUCAGAACUGAGCGUAGAAGAAGAGGAAAGCCAGAGGGAGAAACAGGCUCUCUUUGACUUAUCGAGCUGUAGCCUGAGGCCCAAGACCUUUCAGUGUCAGACUUGUGACAAGUCAUACAUAGGAAAGGGAGGAUUGGCCCGGCAUUUUAAACUGAACCCAGGCCACGGCCAGGUGGAGCCUGACACACGGCUGCCUGAGAAGACCGACAAGAGCCUGUUCCUGGGAUGCAUGGAGGCAGGGGCCGGAGGCCUGAUCUCUCCAGAGCAGCCCACACCAGCUGCUCCACCUGAGGAAGGGGCAGAGUCAGCACAGGAUGGGCGGUCUAUAGAAGAGGUGUUGGUACCUGGACCAGAAAAUGGAAGUCACUCAGCUCCUUUGGGAUCAGAGAGGCACCUAGGACCUAGAAGAAGGGUUGACUCAGAGACCCUGGCAGAGUCUGAUGCAGCUGUUCUUCAGAGGAGUGGAGCGGCCCAGCCCUAUGAAGGCCCUGCAGGGACCAUGGGGCAGAGUGCCUCAGGGAGCAGAGCCCUGCUGGAGGAGUGUCUGCAGCGCUGUGACCAGGAGGAUCUGGUGGAGUUGGCCCUGCCUCAGCUGGCUCAGGUUGUGACCGUGUAUGAAUUCCUUCUGAUGAAGGUUGAGAAAGGUCAUCUGGCAAAGCCUUUUUUCCCAGCUGUGUACAAGGAAUUUGAAGAGCUGCAUAGCAUGGUUAAGAAAAUGUGUCAAGAUUACCUCGGUGGUUCUGGUCCGUGCUUGCAGGAGCCCCUGGAAAUAAGCAAUGUGAAGGUUGCUGAGUCAUUAGGAAUCACAGAAGAAUUCCUGAGGAGGAAAGAAAUACACCCAGGCUGCAUUCUACGCAAGCACCCCAGCCAAGAGAUGGAAGGGGAGAAGACAGAGGCAGCCAGCCGCCAGUGGGGGGGAAACGAGGCUGCAGAACAGGGGCUGGCCAUGGCGAAAAGGCCCCGAAGAGACGCUCUGUGCACAGAUGCCCCUGAGUCUCCUGCUGACCACAGUGGAGGCCAGGAGAAGGCCACGCCCUUGAAUGCCCCAGCUGCCAGUGAGGGUUUUGCCCCUCCAGCAAGUGGGAGCGCCCCUCCCUAUUCUGAAGAGAGCCAUGGGAUGGCAGUUUCUGAUAGUGGCAGAAGCAAAUUACACAUGGGCCAGCAGCUUAAAGCCUGUGAUGACUUCAGAGCCAGGAGUGGGUCUGUGGGCUCUGCUCCCCCAUGUGGGGACUCCAGUUGGUCAGCUCUUCAUGCUCAGGUAGAAGAGCCUGGGGGCCUGGCUUCAGCCCAGGUAGCAGCAUUUCCUGAAGAGAAUGAUCCAGAACACUCCGCAGACCAGAACACCGGGGAAAGCCAGAGGAGCCCAGGUGUCUGUGGUGCCCUGUCAUCAGGUAGAAGAGGGGAGUGCCAGCUGCUUGGCAGGUCUGGAAGUGCAAAGGUAGGGAACCGUGGUGAGGUGUGUGACUCCCACCUGAACUGCCAGCAGGUCAGCCCCAGGCACGCUGUGGCCCCUUCACUAGAGAUUUUGCCCAUGGAUGCCAUGCCAGUAGACUGUGCCUCCAGGACUGUGUCAGAGACAGGGCCUCAGCCUGGCCCAGACGGAUCACUGCCAACUAAAGGGGGUCUUGGAAGCCAAGUUGGGGACUUGAACCAGGUCCCCUGUGGGACACAUGUGCACAUUGGCCAGAGAGAACUGGAGAGUGUGGUGGCUGCAGGGGGAGCCCUGGCAUUUGAAAUUCCCAAUGGGUGCCAGAUGUUGUCUCAGGGACAGGAGCAGAUUUUUAUUCAGACUUCUGAUGGGCUUAUCUUGUCCCAUCCAGGCACCAUAGUGUCUCAGGGGGAGGACAUUGUCAUAGUGACUGAUGCCAAUGGGCCUGCCCUGCAGAUCGGUCCACCAGAAGAGGGUCCUCUAGAGACUGUGGAGACGUUCCUCACUGUGGAGACAGAGCCCUCCCGGUGACAAGCUCAAUCCUGAAUUUGUGUGCAUUUUAUCCAGAGAAGGUCUACUUCAGACAGUGCGUAUUUUUCUAAUGUGAACAAUGACACAAAUGAGCCUUCUAUUUAUGAAGUAUGAUGUGUGUCUACCCUACUGUUUUUCUAUAGAAAUCAUAGUAAUGGCAGAUAUGUUACCUGGUAACAAAUUGCUUAUGUAUCUCUUAAGAGCUUUUGGUGUCAGUUAUAAGAUUGCUGCACUAUUACUUGAUUAUCAGCCCAGCUCCCCAUUUCCAAAAAGUGAUGUCCCCUUCUCUCUUCAUGCCUGCAAUGCCACUUCUUCACAAGACUUGGUCUAUACUAGAAGCUCCUCCUGGGUUCAGUUAGAAAAAUAACAAAGCUACCCACUCUGGGUAGCAUGCUAUUGAGAAGUGGAAAGGUCAUUUCCACCUGCAUUUUGUGGAGAGGAAGUGAGGCAUAAAUAAAUGGUAGGACAACUCACUGUGGUCUAUGGUAGCUGGGUCUCAGGUGGAACCCCCGUCCCACUUGAGAAGUCACUUCUUAGGGUCUCUUUUCUUUGGGACUUCUUCCCCUGGCUGUAUUAUAGGGCAUGAAGGGAAGGUGAUUUGUCCCCACUAGAUGAGAGUACACAAAGGGAACAGCUGGUGCACUGUCAGGAGAAACCCCAAGCAGAGAAGGUCAUGCUCAAGGACAGAUCUGGGCUCAUGGGCCUUUCCAGCGCCUGUUCUCUCAGACCUCAGAGUGGGGUUCCAGGGUUCUGUAGGAACAGGUAGGCAAGUUUCCUAGCAGGACAGGAGUGCCCAGCUGCUGAGCAAGACACAGCAGUCUAGGAGAGCCUGGCUAGUGGGGUAUUUGUAGCCAGGAUUCUAGCGCAGAGUCCCACACAGCACCAUGAGUUCCUCCGGGGAUCCUGCAGUUGUGGACAGAGCUUCUUCCCUGACAAUGGUUCCUAAUCCCCACUGAGCAACUGACACAGAAGCCAGGUGGGAUGUGACCUGGUCUGGGAAUGGCCCUGUUCAGUCUGCAUUUAUUGUCUGCUUAAAGGACAUUAUUGAAUGUUCCAACAUAUCUUAAUUUCACUAUCAUAUAUGAUAUACUAUAAAUGGAUGGUAAAUUUAACUGAUGUAAUAAAAAAUCUGCUGUACAGAUUUGAAAUCAGGAGACUGACAGCAAGCAGUGUACCCACCAUCAGGUGUGAACUCCUUGAAUGCCACUGUGUCAGACACAGGACUGACAGCAGUGAGCGGGCCUCAGGAGCCCUGUCUUAUCUAGAAGCCAGCCAAGUCUGCAGCUUUCCAAUAGAGACGGGUCUACAACACAGCAUCCACAUUAUAGCACUCUAAUGGAUAUGACCUUCUUAUGUACAAAAUGAACAAAUGGAAAUUUAUUUUUCUAAUAAAGUACUUUGUUUUGUA
Molecule: messenger RNA, 4366 nt
Organism: Sciurus carolinensis (gray squirrel)
Lineage: Eukaryota; Metazoa; Chordata; Mammalia; Rodentia; Sciuridae
Gene: Znf839
Product: zinc finger protein 839
Exons: 8
Coding region: 151-2958 (935 amino acids)
Source: RefSeq, a predicted model, not a curated record